This is a messenger RNA of Ipomoea nil (Japanese morning glory), 2157 nucleotides long. RefSeq names its product protein NRT1/ PTR FAMILY 2.13-like. Gene Ontology annotation, molecular function: transmembrane transporter activity. Bases 57 to 1976 code for a protein of 639 amino acids. Lineage: Eukaryota; Viridiplantae; Streptophyta; Magnoliopsida; Solanales; Convolvulaceae. Gene Ontology annotation, biological process: transmembrane transport. The record is from RefSeq and is a predicted model, not a curated record. The transcript has 4 exons. Gene Ontology annotation, cellular component: plasma membrane.
GGGUAUGUGUAGUGUGUACUGAGAUUUGACCUUUUCACUAUUUAUUGCACAUAUAAAUGAAAUGUAAUCACCAACUAAUUCAUUGCUCUGGAAAUAGUUUUCUGAAUUAUCUAUUCUCCUAUCCAGACACAAUAAAUACUACCAAAUUAAAGCUCAAAUUCAAUCACUCAUUCAGAAUGGAGUUGGAGGGUGAGAAGAAGGAUGGCAAGGUGAUGAAGAGCUCUUCCCGGCUUCCUUCACCGCCAUCGCCGGAAUCACUUUCCGGCGACAUAAAGCACGGCGGCGACAAGAUGACAACCAAGACAAAACCCGGUGGAUGGAAAUCCAUGCCUUUCAUCCUAGGCACGGAUACGUUUGAGAGACUAGGGUCGUUUGGGCUAACGGCGAACUUCACGGUGUUCUUGCUCAAUGUGUUUCACUUGAACAUAGUCUCAGCUUCCAACAUGCUGAACAUUUGGUCGAGCAUUUCCAACUUCACGCCGUUAAUUGGUGCCUUCAUCUCUGAUGCCUAUAUCGGCAAAUUCUGGACCAUUGCCAUCGCCUCCUUUGCUCAAUUCCUGGGAAUGGUGACGAUGACCACCAUAGUCUCCCGCCCGGGGAUGCUUCCACCGCCAUGCACGGUGGGCAGUCCGCAAUGCGAGGGCCCGACCCGUUCUCAGCUGGGCUAUCUCAUAAUGGGGAUGGGCUUCCUGUCCAUCGGCACCGGCGGAAUCCGGCCGUGCAGCAUCCCGUUCGGCGUGGACCAGUUCGACUCGACGACGCCGGAAGGCCGGAAAGGCAUCACCAGCUUCUUCAACUGGUACUACAUGUCGAUGACGGUGGUGCUCAUAAUCUGCCUCACGGUGGCGGUUUAUAUCCAGGAAAACGUGAGCUGGGUGAUCGGGUUCGGGAUCCCCACCGGGCUCAUGGUCAUCGGGAUCGGGCUGUUCUUUCUCGGCAUGCGCCGCUACGUUCGUGUGAAGCCGGAAGGGAGCGUGUUUUCCAGUGUAGCUCGGGUGUUGGUGGCGGCUUAUAGGAAGCGCAGAGUUAGGCUCCCGGAGGAUGGUGCCGCCGCCGGUGUUUAUUAUGAUCCGCCGCUGCCGCCCGGCUCGACUAAGCUUCCACUCACCAAGGAUUACGGGUUCUUAAGCAAAGCAGCGGUAGUAAUGGACGGAGAUGUGACCGGCGACGGAAAAUGCAGAAACCGGUGGAGGCUAUGCAGCAUUCAAGAAACAGAAGAAGUGAAAUGCAUAGCGCGAGUGAUCCCAAUCUGGCCGGCCGGAAUCGCCUGCUCACUCGCCAUAGUCCAGCAGAUCACCUUCACAGUCAACCAAGCUCGCCAAAUGAACCGCCACCUCGGCCGCCGCUUCCAAAUCCCGGCCGGCUCCCUCUUCGUCGUCUCCCUCCUCACCAUCUCGCUCUGGCUCCCCUUCUACGACCGCGUCCUCGUCCCGUGGGCCCGGAAGCGCACGCGCAUAAUCGGCGGCAUCACGAUUCUCCAGAGGAUGGGCAUCGGGCUGGGUUUCUCGAUUCUCGCCAUGGCGGUGGCGGGUUCCGUCGAGAUCAAACGACGCGCCGCCGCGAACGGCGGCGCGCCGCCCCUCUCCGUGGCGUGGCUGUUCCCGCAGCUCAUGGUGAUGGGCUUCGCCGAGGCGUUCAACAUCCUCGGACAGAUCGAGUUCUACAACAAGGAGUUCCCGGAGAACAUGAUCAGCAUCGGAAACUCCCUGACCUCCGUCACGUGGGGCGUCGCCGGUUACGUGAGCACCAUACUGGUCAACACCGUGCACAAGACCACGGGGGUCCACGGCCGGCCGGACUGGCUAAACGACGACAUUAACGCCGGCAGGCUGGAAAAUUUCUACUUUGUUAUCGCCGGCAUGGGAGCUGUGAAUUUAGUGUACUUUGUGCUCGUUGCUCGGAGAUACCGCUACAAGAGCAAAGUGUGGGUUGAUGAUGAUGAUGAGAAUGGCGAUAAUGGUGACCUAAAAGUGUAAUAAUAGUAGUGUGAGUGAAUAUCCAUGCUUUUACUAUAAACACAUAAUAAUAAAGAAAAGCAUGAAGGUUAGGUUAUGAAGAAAUCUAGUUAUAAUUUUGUGAUGAUUUAGUGACUUAAUUGUAACUUUUUAAUUUUACAAUAUUGAUUAGAUGAGUGAUAAUAUCUGAAUUCAAAUCUAA